AUGCAAUUAUCAUGGAAGGAUAUACCCCCAGUUCCAACUUCAAAUGAUAUGUUGGAUAUCAUCCUUAAUAGAACUCAAAGAAAAACUCCAACUGUUAUAAGACCUGGUUUUAAAAUUACAAGAAUUAGAGCUUUUUAUAUGAGAAAAGUUAAAUUUACUGCUGAAGGUUUUACUGAAAAAUUUACUGAAUUAUUAAGUGGUUUCCCAAAUGUAAAUGAUGUUCAUCCUUUUCAUAGAGAUUUAAUGGAUACUUUAUAUGAAAAAAAUCAUUAUAAAGUUUCUUUAGCUGCUAUUUCAAAAGCUAAAACUUUAAUCGAACAAGUUUCAAGAGAUUAUAAUAGAUUAUUAAAAUUUGGUCAAUCUUUAUAUCAGUGUAAACAAUUAAAAAGAGCUGCUUUAGGUAGAAUGGCUACCAUUGUUAAAAAAUUAAAAGAUCCUUUUAUUUAUUUGGAACAAGUUAGACAACAUUUAGGUAGAUUACCACUGAUUGAUCCAAAUACUAGAACUUUAUUAAUUUGUGGUUAUCCAAAUGUUGGUAAAUCCUCAUUUUUAAAAAGUAUUACAAAAGCUGAUGUUGAAGUUCAACCUUAUGCAUUUACAACAAAAUCUUUAUAUGUUGGUCAUUUUGAUUAUAAAUAUUUAAGAUUUCAAGCUAUUGAUACCCCUGGGAUUUUAGAUAGACCUACAGAAGAUAUGAAUAAUAUUGAAAUGCAAUCUAUUUAUGCUAUUGCACAUUUAAGAUCUUGUGUAUUAUAUUUUAUGGAUUUAUCAGAACAAUGUGGUUUUUCAAUCGAAGCUCAAGUUAAAUUAUUUAAUUCUAUAAAACCUUUAUUUGCAAAUAAAUCAGUUAUGGUUGUUUUAAAUAAAUCAGAUAUAAUUAAAAUUGAAGAUUUAGAUAAAGAAAAACAAGAUUUAAUAAACUCAUUAAAAUCACUUCCUGGUUUAGAAAUCAUGAAUACAUCAUGUUAUGAAGAAGAUAAUGUUAUGCAAGUUAGAAAUCAUGCUUGUGAAAAAUUAUUAACUGCAAGAAUUGAACAGAAAUUAAAAGGUACUGCAAGAAUUAAUAAUGUUUUAAAUAAAAUUCAUGUUGCAAAACCACAACAAAGAGAUGAAAUUGAAAGACCAGCUUAUAUACCGGAAGGAGUUAAAGAUUUAGAAAAAUAUGAUAUAAAUGAUCCAAAUAGAAGAAAAUUAGCAAGAGAUAUUGAAUUUGAAAAUGGUGGUGCUGGAGUUUUUAAUAUAAAUUUAAAAGAUAAAUAUUUAUUAGAAGAUGAAGAAUGGAAAAAUGAUGUUAUGCCAGAAGUUUUAAAUGGUAAAAAUGUUUAUGAUUAUUUAGAUCCUGAUAUUUCAGCUAAAUUACAAGCAUUAGAAGAAGAAGAAGAAAGAUUAGAACAAGAAGGAUUUUAUGAUUCAGAUUCAGAUUCAGAAAUUGAAGAUGAACAAGUGGAAGAUAUUAGAGAAAAAGCACAAUGGAUUAGAAAUAAACAAAAAACAAUGAUUAUAGAAGGUAGAAAUAGAAAAUCUUUGAAAAAUAAAGCAUUAAUGCCAAGAGAUCAAAUAAAGAAAUCAUUUGGAGAUAUGGAAGAACAUAUGUAUAAUAUUGGACAUGAUACUAGUAAGUUGAAAAGUACAGUUAAAAAGAGAAAAAGAGAUGAUGAAGAGGGUAAAGAAACACUUAAACAAGAUCAAGGUAUUAAAUUACAAAAAGUAACUAAAAAGAAAGCAGCAAUGAAUCAAUCAGAUAGAUUAAAUCAAGGAUUAAAUGACGGAGCAUUAAAAUCACAAACUGAAAAAUUGGCAAAAAUUCAAAGAAGAGAAAGAAAUAGAAUGGCAAGACAAGGAGAAGGUGAUAGACAUUCUACUGCUGCAUUACCAAAACAUUUAUUCAGUGGUAAAAGAGGUAUUGGAUCAGCAGAUCGUAGGUAA
Messenger RNA from Insectozyma verbasci, 1926 nucleotides. NCBI's taxonomy places the organism in Eukaryota, Fungi, Ascomycota, Pichiomycetes, Serinales, Debaryomycetaceae. The record is from the annotation of a GenBank genome assembly.